GGCUUCUGCAAGGAAAUGGGCUGCCAUCAUUUCAUACAUUGCCUCUCGCGCCUAUUUCUAUCUCAUCAUUUUACAGGUUCCUCUCUUCAGGUAAUUGGAAAUUUCCCAUUCUGUUUCUAUUUCCCCUUCAAUUUCCUUGUUCCUAUGUCUGGAUUCUGAAAUGAAAGAAAGUUAUAUUUUCUUUUACAAUUUGUUUAUAUCUGGCAUUGCCAGUGCUGGAAUUUCACAUUGGAUCUGGGUUUUGUGUUAUAUAAUAUAUCUAUAUCUAUAUCAAUUAAUAACAUUUGCAUGCCACUGCAAUCAGGAAAAGUGGAUUUUUUAAUUAAAUUUUUGACGUACAUUUGCAUUUACAGUGGGGCUCAUUGAUUUAUCUCCAAAUUGAAGCAAGCGUAAUCCCAUGCUUGGGAAAUCUGGAAAUUCCAUCUAUCAAAAGUUAAUGUAAUUGUUUCCUUAUGCAGAUUGAUUUCAUGACAUUUUCAGACUCUUAUAUUGGCUACGAUGAUAAAAGUUCAAGAGAUGGUAAUUUAGAGAAUUAUCAUCAUAAUAUUUUUAUAUCACUAUAGUAAAAAAUACCAUAAUUUGUACGUGAGAAUGGAAGUGGCUCAUUGCUCAUAAACCAUAACUCUUAAUUUGCACCAACAUGAGAUUGUCAUUUUCCAGCAUUAAUUUUAGGAAAUAAUAGGAAAAUGUUCUUGGUUCUUCCAAAAACUAGUGUUCUAUGAAAAAUCAACGUGUUCUCAAAAUGUUUAGGACUAAAAUUGAUAUGGAGAAACGAAACAAAAAAUGUGAAGGUAACCAUGGUCCUUCAUGGGUUGAUUGCUAAUGAGGAUAUGUGGAAGCAAAAGAAAUGGAAAGAGCAACUAAACAGUGUGCACAAGUGCAAUUUAAAACCUCAUUCUGCGACUACCAUGUAUGUAUUUUGGGUUGUCAGGGUAGCAUGCAGCAGAGUGGCAACAUGCACAACGCCAUUAGAGGUGGCAUCGUGUCAACUGAUCCGCCACCAAAUCUGCCCGGCUGUCCUGGUGAAGGCUCUCCUGUACCCGGGAGCUGUUCUACACACACUCCUCAAUAGCGCUACCAUUCCAAGCUUCAAAGAAGUCUAUAAUCCCCUCAUCCUCAAGAACCCGAACCCUGCUUUUGUCGAACCGCUCGAUCUCCGGCUUAUCGAGGUUUAUGUGGGAAGCUACUUGGCGGUGGGAGGAGCCCUGCUGGGAGCAUUGAGGCCAGGAGGAAGAAUGAGCCUUGGAGGGACACUGCUCGUUGUGUGGGGGCUUAGCAAAGAGCUCUUUCUUGGAAGAAAUGGCGUCUCCCUCUACCCAACACUCUUCAUUGCUCCAAUUCUUGCCUUUCUUUCCAUUAGAAGAGAUGUUAGAAAGCUGAUUCGUUGUUUCAAAGCUAGGCGCCAAAAGACACCAAUCCGCAGCUUCAAGCUCAAGGCUUGGAAGCGCGUUUAGGCUGUAUAUAUAAUAAGUCGUAUUUCUCUCUGGCAGAGUAUGCACUCUAAUUUAGAAGAAAAUGCUCUGCGUUUGGAAUUGAGAGAGGAGAGGAGGAUGAAAUAAUAUAUAGAAAUGGAUAGAGGACGAUUUUCUUUUGUUUGGACAUAGAACUAA
Molecule: messenger RNA, 1610 nt
Organism: Diospyros lotus (date-plum)
Lineage: Eukaryota; Viridiplantae; Streptophyta; Magnoliopsida; Ericales; Ebenaceae
Exons: 2
Coding region: 798-1454 (218 amino acids)
Source: RefSeq, a predicted model, not a curated record